AUGCGCCCUGUGCGUGGCGUUGGCUGCUACAUGUCAAAUCAAGUACAUACGUGUUGUACCAGGAAGGUUGUAGGCUUAGAGGGCCGUACAUUUCUGAUCGCGGCGAAGUGUCACAUUCGUCGGUUCGACAUCCUUUGCGCAUCCUGCUUGUACAUUUGUCUGUCUUCGUGUGGCUUGGUUCGUUUCGGUUCAUUUCAUUCCAUCUUAGUGUAA
Messenger RNA from Heterobasidion irregulare TC 32-1, 213 nucleotides. RefSeq lists its product as uncharacterized. The transcript has a single exon. The record is from RefSeq and is a predicted model, not a curated record. Lineage: Eukaryota; Fungi; Basidiomycota; Agaricomycetes; Russulales; Bondarzewiaceae. Bases 1 to 213 code for a protein of 70 amino acids.